GAAGAAAACAGGAAGUGAGCCAUCAGGGAGCCGGUCUGGGGCUCGUAGUCCAUUUUUAGGUGGCGAAUGAAUGGUUUCUGGCUGAUCCCUGGUGAAGCGGGACUAGGGCUCUGAGGCUUGAGUACCUGGGCAGGCAGAGUAUCAUGGAAGACGACGCCCCAGUGAUCUACGGGCUGGAAUUCCAGGCACGUGCGCUAACACCUCAAACUGCGGAAACAGAUGCCAUUCGCUUCUUGGUUGGGACGCAGUCUCUUAAAUAUGAUAAUCAGAUCCACAUCAUAGACUUUGAUGAUGAAAAUAACAUUAUAAAUAAAAAUGUCCUCCUCCAUCAAGCGGGUGAGAUCUGGCACAUCAGUGCCAGCCCUGCAGAUAAAGGUGUGCUGGCCACCUGCUACAACAAAACUUCAGACAGCCGAGUCCAGGCGUGUGCAGCUGUGUGGAGGAUGCCCAAGGAAUUAGAAUCCGGUAGCCACGAGUCCCCUGACGACCCUGCAAGUACUGCUCAGACCCUGGAGCUGCUCUGUCACCUUGACAACGCAGCCCAAGGCAACGUGGCCUGUGUCGUGUGGGAACCAAUGGGGGAUGGGAAGAAGGUCAUUUCCCUGGCUGACAGCCACAUCCUGCUGUGGGACCUCCAGGCCAGCUCAAGCCAGGCUGUGCUGGCCAGCUCAGCAGCACUGGAAGGAAGGGGACAGCUGAAGUUUACUGCAGGGCGGUGGAGCCCACACCACAACUGUACCCAGGUGGCCACAGCAAGUGAUACUACCCUUCGAGGCUGGGAUACACGGAGCAUGAGCCAGAUAUACUGCAUAGAGAACGCUCAUGGGCAGCUGGUGCGUGACCUAGACUUCAACCCCAACAAACAGUAUUACCUUGCCAGCUGCGGAGAUGACUGCAAGGUGAAGUUCUGGGACACACGGAAUGUCACUGAGCCUGUGAAGACCCUGGAGGAGCACUCCCACUGGGUUUGGAGUGUGCGCUACAAUCACUCUCACGACCAGCUGGUCCUCACUGGCAGCAGCGACAGCAGAGUCAUCCUGUCCAACAUGGUGUCUAUCUCCUCAGAGCCCUUUGGCCACCUGGUGGACGAUGAUGACGUCAGUGACCCAGAGGAGCACCAUGCUGAGAAGAGUAAGGAACCCCUGCAGGACAACGUUAUCGCCACCUAUGAGGAACAUGAGGACAGCGUGUAUGCUGUGGAUUGGGCCUCAGCUGACCCAUGGCUGUUUGCUUCCCUAAGUUACGACGGGAGACUAGUUAUCAACAGAGUCCCCAGGGCACUGAAGUACCACAUACUGCUCUAGUGGCCCAUGGCACUGCUGCUUGGUACUUGGCAAGUUCUCAGAAAUCUGCAGCGUCGAGGUAAUUCCCUUCGCAGACAGAUCCCUCCUUGGGAGAACAUGGAGCUUCUGCCAGCAGCUCGUCUGAUGCUGUUGGCACACUGCUCAGCACGAGAGGGAGCCAUACUGGACACAGCUGUUCCUGUGGGAAUUGAUGGCUGCCCAGUCUCUGGUCGUUUUCUGGUUUGUUUUAAGGGUGUUGGGAGUUUAACUUUUCCUCAGUGUGUUUCCACCUUCCUGUUGUCAUGAGAUUACAAACUGAAAUAAAGUCAGUGGGAUGCGCACAGCCUCCUCCUUUCAGGCUCCUGCCCCACUGGGGAAAUCAUUA
Arvicanthis niloticus (Nile rat) is the source of this 1668-nucleotide messenger RNA. It is a transcript of the gene Eipr1, whose product is annotated as EARP complex and GARP complex interacting protein 1. Gene Ontology annotation, molecular function: protein binding. Gene Ontology annotation, biological process: protein ubiquitination. Lineage: Eukaryota; Metazoa; Chordata; Mammalia; Rodentia; Muridae. The record is from RefSeq and is a predicted model, not a curated record.